CAGGACAUUUGUAGAAAAUGUUGCAAUCGAUGCGAUUGGGCGGGACUGCCCGUAAGGGUAUUUCAAGAGUACUCGGGUGUACUCGCGGUGUUGCAACGUCCGUCCCCGAUACUCCCAAACCAUCUCCACCGAACCCGGCCGAGCGUCUAUCAAAUCUCGUUCCCCUCCCUCGGUCGGCCACGACCUCCACCCGAAACUUUUCACCCCUCAACAAAACUCCCGAUACAACCUUCCCGCACAACAUUCGCACCUCGUUGACGAUCCGGACGCUCAUGGCAGCGAAUCUCCAUCUCGGCCAUGCACGAGAAUCCUGGAACGAACACAUGCUCCCCUAUAUCUACGGUGAGCGACAGGGGAUUCAUAUCAUUAACCUGGAACAUACGCUUGUCAUGUUACGUCGGGCCAUCAAUGUGACGAGGGAGAUUGCCCUUCGCGGUGGGAAUAUUGUGUUUAUCGGAACGCGCCCGUCUAUUCAUCGCAUCACUGUGGAAGCUGCUAAACGUGCUGAUGGCUAUUUCGUCACCUCGUGGAUUGGGGGUACGAUCACAAACAAGGAACGAGUCCUUCGUCGGAGUGUUGGGUAUGAUCCGGAUAAAGUGGCUCAAAUUUUAAUGCCUGAUGGGGAGGAGAGCAAGGCAAAGGAACAACGAAAGCCGCGAAACCCUCAACCCUACGUCCACACACCUGAUCUACUGAUUGUAUUGGACUACCCGAACAACACUUGGGCAGUACGUGAAGCCAACCAAGCCAAUAUUCCCGUGAUUGCCAUCUGCGAUACGGAUUGCAAUCCACGGAAUGUGCAGUAUCCUAUUCCAGCCAACGAUGAUGCCUUGACGGGUGUGGAAUUGAUUGCGGGGGCCUUGAGUCUUGCGAGUCGAGAGGGGAGGGAUAUGAGGAAGAAGGAGAUUACGCAGCAAGCGAAAAAGUUUCGGGCGUAGUGUCGUGUGGGGUCAUUAGACAGUUUCUACUCUUCUUUUUUUUGCCUUAUGUUGGGAUCAUCCAACAUUAACGACUUUUUUAUCAUUAUUAUGACAAAUAAAUACCAUUGCCAAAACAUAAAUAUUAUAUAUACA
Spizellomyces punctatus DAOM BR117 is the source of this 1073-nucleotide messenger RNA. Its product is annotated as ribosomal protein S2. The record is from RefSeq and is a predicted model, not a curated record. The transcript has a single exon. Gene Ontology annotation, molecular function: structural constituent of ribosome. Lineage: Eukaryota; Fungi; Chytridiomycota; Chytridiomycetes; Spizellomycetales; Spizellomycetaceae. Gene Ontology annotation, biological process: translation. Gene Ontology annotation, cellular component: ribosome; mitochondrial small ribosomal subunit. The coding region runs from base 18 to 938 and encodes 306 amino acids.